UAUGGUGGAAGUCCAGCUAGAUGCAACUCAUGAAUACCCUCAAGGUCUCCUCAUAGCUUUCAGCGCCUGUACUACUGUCCUUGUUGCAGUUCAUCUUUUUGCACUCAUGAUAAGUACUUGCAUUCUCCCAAAUAUAGAGGCUGUCAGCAACGUGCAUAACCUCAACUCGGUCAAGGAGUCUCCCCAUGAGCGCAUGCACCGGCACAUCGAGCUUGCCUGGGCCUUUUCUACUGUCAUCGGGACUUUGCUGUUCCUUGCAGAGGUGGUGCUACUCUGUUGGGUGAAGUUUCUCCCCUUGAAGAAUUCAUCCCAGAACAGCAGCUCUACCAUCACAUCAGGAGAGGCAGCAGCCAUCGCAUCCACAUCUAUUAUGGUUCCCUUUGGACUGAUUUUCAUUGUGUUUGCAGUCCACUUCUACCGCUCCCUGGUGAGCCAUAAAACAGACAGGCAAUUUCAAGAACUGAACGAACUUGCUGAAUUUGCCCGGCUCCAGGAUCAGCUGGACCACAGAGGUGAUCCCAUCUCCCCAGGUGUUAGCCACUUUGCAUAACCCUGUACUCAAAGAAAAUAAAUGCACUUUUCUGCUUCUGCC
Molecule: messenger RNA, 592 nt
Organism: Tinamus guttatus (white-throated tinamou)
Lineage: Eukaryota; Metazoa; Chordata; Aves; Tinamiformes; Tinamidae
Source: RefSeq, a predicted model, not a curated record